UGGACCAGCUGCACACAUGUAGUUUAUUUUUAAUCACAAUUGUUUCCGGACUGAAAAGUUGUUGCGUCGUGCAGCAUGCAACCGGAGGCUGAGCCAAGCAGCAAUGCUAAGAAUACACGGGCAGAUCCAGAUGGCCCUAGCUCCAGCAAAUGCUGCACUGUUUGUGGCAGCGCCAAGGGUUUACCCUCGCUCUUGGAUUUGUCGACUAACAAAGUAAUGCGCCGGCGACUAAACAAAGAUUGGAAGUUACCAGCAGAAGUUGUGCAGAAAACACUGUGCACUAUUUGUGUGGAAUGCGUCUGCAAGCUUAACAUGCACUCGGAAGUGACGCACACAAUAAUGCAGCGCCUGCAGCGUGUCAAUGAUGUGCGAACGAGUCCGGCCAGUAAGCAAGACAAGCCAGCAAGCUCGGAGCAUGCAGCUGCCCAAUCGCGCAGCAACAGUUCCUUGUGCUCGGUUCUGCAGCCGUAUUCCGUGCAACCAGCCGAAUCUCCCAAAGCCAAUCGUGGCAACAACUUGGAUGGCUGGAAAUGGCGUACGCGACUUGUGUGUCAAUAUUGUGAGCGCGCCUAUUUUCGCAAGGAUCUGUAUUCGUUGCAUGUGCGUCGCUGCUGGCGUCAUCAUACGCAGCGGCGCCCCCAAAAGUGUCGUGUGCUCAAUGAAGCUAGUCAUCAUGAUGACGCAACAAACGCUGGCAAACUGUUUACGCGCUCCUUUCAAUGUAAACACUGUGAUAUGGAAUUCACAGGAGUGCUGGAAAUGCGCCAGCAUCAGCGAGCUGUGCAUCAGCUGCAACAUCGCUGCAGUGUCUGUGAGGCAAGCUUUGGCACCAAAUACGAGUGGGACAUGCAUCACACUAUAUGCAGCGCAAAGCAGGAGGCACUUAAAACGCAGCAAGAGCCAACGCAGUCGAGAUCAACGCGUGCACGCUCGCGCGCAUGUUCAUCCGCUUGGCACAAUGGUGAGCUAGCCGAUGAGGAGGAUGAAGAUGACGAGGACGAUGCAGCUGACUCGCAAUACGAUGAACAGGAUGAUGUAUCUGUGGCAAGCACCAAUUACAAACGUCGCAUGAACUUUACCGGCGACUGGAUUGUUAAUCACAGUCGCAGCAAUAGCAACAGCGCCCUAAAUCUAACAAUGAUGUAUGAUGACUAUGUGCUGGAGGAGACGCAAAUAACCACCGACAAGGAGUACGAUCUUUAUUUGCUGGAUUUGCUGAAAACGCAGGUGCAGCUAAAGGCGUUCACUUGCUUUGUGCCCAACUGUCGCUAUCAAACGAACACACUGGUGGAUCUGAUGAAACACGACUAUAUACAUCACUGGAAAAUGAGCUGGUUCUACUGCAACAAGUGCGGCGAUGUGUUUACCAGCAAAGUGUUUCUGGACUAUCAUUUGCAUCGGCAGAAUCGCGGCGUUUAUAUAUGCCACAAAUGCUACGAUGAGUUUGAGUUUCAGCAUCAAUUGGACAGACAUCAGCUGCUGCAUAGCAAGGGCAUUAACUAUUAUUGCAAAUAUUGUCGCCUGGAGUUUCUGAGCGAGGCCAAGCUGCUGGCCCACUGUGAGCAUGAGCGUCAUAGUCCCAACGAUGAGCCGCCGCAAAUACAUAUAGAUCAUGCAAUAUCCAUAAGCAAUACUGUGCCUGCGCCAGCGGCACAGCUAAGAAAGUAUACAGCGCGUAUACUCAAUUUGCCGCAAAGGCCUUGGAUAUCAAAGCGACCCAUGGUGCUGCCCAAUCACAAGCCCUAUCGCUUUGCCAUUGGCAUUUGUGAAUUCGACAAUCGUCAGCUGCCCAAUUGUGUGAGCUGCACUUGAGUAGGCUCAACUAGUUUAGGUUUAGUUUAAGGUUUUAAAUGAAAGCUUUGCGCUUUGUGUAUUUUAAUAUGUAUCUUCAGUCAUUGUUUAUUUCUUUUGCAUUAUUACAUACCGAAAAUGUUAGCUAAGCCUAGACAAUUGUUGCAUUACAUGAAAUGUUUUAAAAUUAACACUAGAGCUUCUCAAUAACGGCAAAAUACUUAG
Drosophila busckii is the source of this 2016-nucleotide messenger RNA. Its product is annotated as zinc finger protein 761. Gene Ontology annotation, biological process: regulation of transcription by RNA polymerase II. Gene Ontology annotation, cellular component: nucleus. The coding region runs from base 76 to 1812 and encodes 578 amino acids. Lineage: Eukaryota; Metazoa; Arthropoda; Insecta; Diptera; Drosophilidae. The transcript has 5 exons. The record is from RefSeq and is a predicted model, not a curated record. Gene Ontology annotation, molecular function: DNA-binding transcription factor activity, RNA polymerase II-specific; RNA polymerase II transcription regulatory region sequence-specific DNA binding.